This is a messenger RNA of Apis laboriosa (Himalayan honeybee), 8760 nucleotides long. RefSeq names its product serine-protein kinase ATM (gene tefu). Lineage: Eukaryota; Metazoa; Arthropoda; Insecta; Hymenoptera; Apidae. The transcript is spliced from 18 exons. Bases 76 to 8670 code for a protein of 2864 amino acids. Gene Ontology annotation, molecular function: protein binding; protein serine/threonine kinase activity. Gene Ontology annotation, biological process: DNA repair. The record is from RefSeq and is a predicted model, not a curated record.
AUAUACAUAUACACAAUAAUAUAAUACUUUUUUUCAGAAUAUCAUUAAGAAAAGAUUUUCAUUAUCAAUUGUAAAAUGUCAAAAUAUUUGGAAAGAAUACAGGAUAUAUUAAAAAAUGCAGAUAGUAAGAAGAUCACAGAUAAAAGAAAAUGUGUUUUAGAUCUAUUAGAUAUAUAUGAAAAUGAAGAAGCAAUAAUAGAAAUCUGUAGAAAUACAGAAAAAAAAACACAAAAUAUUAUAAAUUGGUCUUAUAUAUUACAUAUAGUUCAUAAAAUAUUAUUAAAUGAAACAGAUAGACUUGCUUGUAAAGAUAUUAAUAGUAAAACAGUAAUUACUGAACGACAAAAUACAUGUAUACUCAUACAAAAAACAUUUCAAUAUGCAAAUUGUCAUAAAAUACCACUUUUAAAAUGCAAUGAUAUAAUGCCUUUAAUUUUGCAAGUUUUAGGCACAGAUAUAUAUAAGUAUUAUUAUGAUACUUAUAUAAAUGUAUUAAUUUCUUAUAUUCUUCCAUUUAGAAUAUAUCAAAUAAAUAUGCUUCCUAAAUACUGGGAAGAAUUAUUAAAAAUAUGUAUAAAUUUAUAUAAUCAUAUGUCUUCUGUUAUAAGUAAGAAAACUGUUUUAGAUGCUUUACAAAUGAUUAUUGAAUAUGGUUGUUUGCAUACAAAUUUAAUUUUGAAUAUAAAAGAACUAUUAUCUUUUUUAGAAAAUAUUUUCUCUGAUGUAAAAAUAAAUCAAGAAAUUUUAGCUGAGUCUAGUUAUAAACUUACAAAUACAAUAUGUCAACAAAUUGCAAUAGAAUAUAGAAUUACACUGUGUCAUUUUAGUGAAAAUAUUUUAUCAAAUAUAAUCAGCUUAAAAGGUUCUAUUGAAAAAUAUAAACUUUUAUUACUUUUUAUACAAAUUCAUCAUCCUAAAGGGGCAUGUAAAACUGAUGAUGGUGCCUAUGCUUAUAAUUGGGAAAAAUGGUAUACAGUACUUAAAAGUAUGUAUCUAAUGAUUUUGAAAGAUUUUAAAGCAGAUAUACUUUCAAAAAGUUUCCUUCGUCUUGCAACUGAAGUUUUGAAACAAAUAUUAGAAAAUCCAGAUUUAAUUAUUGAAAAAAAAUUUAAUGAAUAUGAUUAUAUACAACCAAUAAAACGUAGACGAAUUGUUGCUAAAAUAAAUGGACCACUUGAUAUGCUUAUUAAUAGUAGUCCAGAAGAAGCUUGGCCAAUGAUACAAGUUUUAACAAUGUUAUUUGAACAAUAUCCUAAAUGUUUAAAAUCAGAAGAUUUUCCAAUGUUCCUAAAAAAUUUAGUAAAUCUUUUUACAUUAUCUUGCAAAGAAGAAAAUAUUAUGGACAAUUUAUAUGAAUUAGCUGCAGUUCUAUUAAUGAAUGAACAAACAUUUUCUAUAACAGAUGUAGAAAAUUUAAAUAUUUAUUGGGAUAAAAUAUGGGAUAUUUUAUUAAGAUCUUUAAACAUAAAUCAGAAUGAAAUAUCAACUCAUAAACUUAUGCAACUCUUUAUAAUACAUAAUAAGAUAACAAAUCCAAAUAUACUUUUAAAAUUAUAUUUUACAAAUGUGAUUAAAUGGUCAAUUAUGAGUUUACAUACAUUAACAAUAAUUUGUGAACAUUUUGCUUUAUCUAUUGAUAUUACAAUGUUUAAUAUAAAUAUGUACUCACCAACAACAAAUUCAAAUUGUAUUAGGUCAUGUCUUAUAAAAUGGAUAUUAAAUAUUCCCUGGCAUAAAAUGGCAACACAAAUAAAAAUUGAUGAAUUAUGUUUAUUACUCAUUAACAUUACAUUAAAAAUAAAACCUGAAAAACAAAUAAAAUUCAAAAAAUAUAAUAUUAAUAAGUCAUGUGAUUGUUUAAAAAAUGAACAAAAUACUGAAUUAUUUUGCGAACAUAUUGAAGAAUGUUAUUUAUUAUUAACAUAUAAAAAAAAUUUAUUUACUGAGGAAAAAAGAAAAAAUACUGAACAAAAACCAAAAAGAAAUGAACAUAUAUUAUACAUGCAAAAUAUUGUAAAUUAUUUAAUGAAUAGUUUAUAUGUUAUUAUCAAUGAAAAUGAAAGUGAUGAUCUUCAUGUAAUUAUAAUAAAAAUUACAAUUAUAGCAAAAAUUAUAUCAAUAAUGAGACAAUUAAAUAUGAUAUCUAAAAACAUUGAAGAAUUAUCUUUAAUGCAAGCAAUGAAAAAUUAUUUACAUAUUGUUUAUGGUUUAUUAGAAAAUAUAGAUCCAUCAAGAAGUAAAUAUAUUUAUCUUUAUAAUGUAACAAAAGCACUUAAUACAUUAUAUGAAACAUCAUAUGAUAUUGAUGUGGCAAAAAUAAUUGUUACAUCUGCAACAUUAGAUAUGUUAAAAAAUAUAUUUAGUUUAAUGAAUAUUGAAGAUCAUGAACUUAUUGAUUAUAAAACAAAUAAUGAUUAUUAUAAUGAUUAUGAAUCUCUACAAAAUAGACGUAAAUAUCUAGAUAGAGAUAUUAUACAAAAAAAACAAUGUAAUUUUUGUAAUGAAGGUACAAUUAGAAUACAAGCAACAAAAGCUUUAACUUUAUUUUGCUGUAUAAAUACAGGACAAGAAAAAUGUGAAAUUCAAAUAAAACUUAUGAAUAAUUUACUUAAUAUUAACAUGUAUGAUCUUUCACAUACAGUUGAUUUUAUAAUGGCUAUAACAGUUUUAAAAUCUUCAGCAAAAUAUGGUAAAGAAGAAUUAUGGAAAAAUCACAAUGAACUACCAUUGAAAAAUUUAUUGAAAUUAUAUAACGAAUGUUAUAAAGAUGAAAUGGUUAUCCGUUAUAUAUUUGAUAUUCUACCAUAUUUUUUUAGUUAUGCCUUAAGUCACAAUUAUAAAAUAGAUAAUUUAAUGGAUAUUAUUAUGCAUUUUAAUAAACUUCAAUCGGAAAAAAAAUAUGGUUUUAUUGUUCAUAAAGAUUUUAUUAAAUGCCUCACAGAAAUUAUUUAUAUUAAUCCUUCAUAUUUUUAUUAUAUUACACAUAAUGCUUCGAAAAUGCCAAUAAUUGAAGGAAUUUUAAUAUCUCUUAAUAGUUCUUCAUUUCUUGUACGAUUACAAAUAAUUAAAUGUAUACAAAACAUAUAUUCGAUAAAAACUAUACCUUUUAAAUGGAAAGAAAUGUUAUUUAAACAAAUAGAAGAAUCAAUAAAUAAGUUAAUUAUUAACAAUGAAUCAGAUGAUAAAGUGAAAACAGAUAAAAAAGAAAUUAUAACAAGAAGUACUUUAUUAAUGCUUGGUGCUAUAAUAUCUGCCAGUGGAACAUUUCAAUGUCAUGCUUUAUUAACAAUGUUACGCUUUAGUAUUGACAAAAAAGUAGAUAAUCAAAUAAUUUCAAAACCAAUAAAUAUUAUGGCAAAUCAAAUCGAUUAUUCAAACAUCAUUGAAGACAAUUUAAGUUAUUUAAUGACAUAUUGGUUUAAUUCAAAAUAUUCGUCACAAUUAUUUCCUUGGAAUUUAAUAAUAAAUUCCAAUAAAUCAGAAGAAGAAUUUUAUAAAGUAUAUAGUGAUACAUUAACAUUUAUUAAAUUUCAAAAUUUAGAACUUUCUAGUACUAUUUCUUUUUGCAAUUCCAUUAAAUUAUCAUUUGAACGAAUCAGUGAGAAUAUUUUUCCACAAAUUUUAUCAUGGUUAUUGUAUUGUAUUAAUGGAAAUAAUGGAAAUAUUUCAAAACAAUUAGCAUGCAAAAUAUUUCAUAAAUUAGUAUCAAAUCGAGAUGAAUUUGUCAAAAUAAAAAAAUUUUCUAAUUUAUUUAAAGAUAAAUUUGAAGAAAUAUUAAUAUUUCUUAUUGAAAGAUUACAUGAUGAAGAUUAUCUUGAAGAAAUAUUAGAAGAGAGAAUAUCAUUUCCUAUAUCAGAUCCACCUCAUUUUAAAAAAGAUAUAAUAAUUGAUUGUUUAAAGUAUAUGGAAGAAAACUUUUUUACUGAAAAAAUGUCUAUACAAUAUGUUUUAGUUUGUAAUUGUCCAAAUGUAUUGCAAAAGAUAUUAUUACAUUUAACUCAUAAUAUUUAUAAAAAAAAAUUUGAGGAAUAUAAAAUAAAAGCUUUUCAUCAGUAUAUUUUUUUUUGUACAUUACUUAUUAAAGAACUGAAAAAUGAUUAUUUUAAUACAUUAUCCAUGUAUGUUAUAAAAGAUAUUAGUUAUACUUUACUUCAUAUAAUUAAAAUAUAUGAUGAUAUUCUUCGUAAAUUGGCAUGUAAAUAUUUUUAUAAAUUUAUAAAACAUGUUUUAAAUAUAAGAUGUGAACAAAUCAAAGAAAUUUUGAACUUCACUGUUACAACUUUAAUUCCUAUAAUACAAACGGAAAACAUACCUAUAAGUUUAGAAAUAUUACAGUUCUUAAUAAUUGAUCAAAAAGAAAUAUUAUAUGAUGCAAUAGAGAAGUUAAAUUUAUUUCCAAAAGAUCCGAUUUUUUUAGAUAUACGAAAUAUACAUUAUAAUUUGAAAUAUAAAGCAAAAAAAAUUUGUAGUUUGGAAGAAGAAGUGCAACAUUUUUUGAAUACAACAUCUGAUAAAUGUAUACAUUAUAGUGUAGAAGAUGUUGCUCAUUUACACAUACAAUUAUCUACAAGAAAAGAAGAAUUACGAGAAUUAUAUGAUAAACUUGAAAUAUUUCAUGGAUUUUUUAGUAAUUGUACCUCAAGCAUAUUGUAUCAAUUGGUGUAUAAACUUAUAAAAUUAACAGCAUCUUCUGAUAUAAAUGUUUCACUCGAAGCCGUAAAAUGUUUAGGUGAUUUAGGCCCAAUUGAUUUGACAUCAAUGAUAUAUUUUGAAAAAAAUCAUGUUAGAGAAUCUUCUGAUUUAAUAGAAAUAUUAUCAUAUAAAAUAGCAAUAACAAUGAUACAAUUCUUAUUUCAAAAUAAUAUUGAAAUUCGGAAAAAAAGUGCUAAUGUUCUUUAUGUUGUAUUUUCAUCUUCUUGGGGACAAAAACUAUUGAACAUAAAAUAUAUGGAAUAUUUAAAAACUAUUUUAGAUGAACCACAAGUAUUACCCAUUAAUUAUAUUCAGCCAUUUAUAAGUAAUAAAAAUUCAAAAAUUAAUAGCAUUGAAAUAAAUUAUAUAAAAAUGAAUAAUAUUAUAAAUCAAAAUAAUACUAUUUGGACAGUUCAAUCUGAUGGUUCAUAUUCCAGUUGGAUUAUAGCAUUAACAUGUAAUAUUUUAGAAUGUUUUAUAGGAUUUUAUUCUGAAAAUUUAAUCCCCAUUUGUACUUUAAGUACUGAUUUUUGUGAAAUAAUUUUACCGAGAAUUAUAUUUUUAAUAAUUCAUACAGAUGAACAGUUUAUAACUACAUUAUGUUUAUGUAUUAAUAAAUUUUUUGAAUAUCAUUUUAAUUUUACAAUAGAAACAAAUAAUACAAAAUUUAUAAAUUGUGAUCAUUGUACUGUACGUUGUAUGUUAAAUAUUGUGAAUUAUAUUAGAAUGCAAAUUUCAAACAAUAUUUUAAAAUUAAAUUAUAUAUAUAUUGCAAAAGCUGCCAAAUAUUGUUCAGCAUUUUUUACUGCAAUAUUAUAUGCAGAAAUGUCUUGUGAAACUAUUUUAAAUGAUUAUAGUAAAUUUAAUACUGCUUCAAAAAUUGAUUUUGUUUAUGAAUUGUCACCUGAACAAGGAAGAGUAAUACAAAACAUACUUAGAGAAUCUUAUGCAAAAAUAGGUGAUUUUGAUGCCAUUAAUGGUACUGGUUCCUCACAUUUAUUAGAUUAUUCUUCUCGUAUUGAACAUUAUAUUCAUACAAAUGAAUGGAAUAAAGUAAUGCUUGCACAAGAUGUUGAACUUUCUUUUGGAAAUAUGGCAGUAAUCAAAGAAAUGGCAAAUGGAUUACAACAAUCAGGUCUUCAAUAUUUACUUAGUAAUUUUAUAUCUAUUAUGUUGAAAAAUGGUGCAAAAAUAGAUGAAGAGAUUCAAUAUGAAUGUGCUUGGCGACUUAGUAAUUGGAAUAUUUGUGAAACAAAUCAAAUUUUAUACACACAGAAUAACUGUAAUUUAAAAUUAGAAGUAUCUGAACAUGAUUAUAAUUUUUAUCAUUAUCAAGCAUUAAAAUAUUUUCAUGAAGGUAAUAAAAUAGGUAUACAAGAUGCAAUUCAAAAUGCUCGCAUUAGCAUUAUAAAAGCACUUAGAAGCAUUAGUCUAGAAAAUAAUAAAACUAUAUAUGAAAAAUUAAUGCAAUUACAAUUAAUUAAUGAAAUUGAGGAAUUAAGUUUUGCUAAACAAGAUGAAUAUGAACAAAUAUUGCAUAAAUGGCAACAGCAAGAUGUUGCAAAUUUUAGUGAUUUUCAAUAUAUUGAACCCAUUUUAACUCAAAGAACUAUAAUGUUUCAAAUAAAUAAUAUUUUAAUUGAUAAUAUAAAUAUUAAAAAUGCGCUUUUUAAUACAUAUUUACAAAUAUCAAAAAUAGCAGCAGAUAAAGAGGAUUUGCAAAUUGCUACUCGUGCAUUAGCUAUUUUGACAAAACAAAAAGAUAUACCACAAAAAAUUCAAGAUCAAUUACUUUAUCAAGAAUCUCUAUUAGCACGACUUAGAAAGGAUGUAUAUGUUGGAAGAUUUCUUUUACGUAAUUUAAUGUACAAGGAAGAUUUGGAUAUAAAUUUGCAAGCACAAAUAUUAAGAGUUUAUGGAGAUUGGAUGGCUGAAACAAAAUCAGAAAAUCCCCAAACUGUGAUAAAGGAUUAUUAUUUAAAAUCUAUAGAUAUAAACACAUCAAUUAUACAAACUACACAAAAUAUUAAUACUAUUAAAGAUUUACAUGAUACACAAGUAGCAUUAGCUCGUUUUGCUGAUAAUCAAUUUGAGCAAAUUAGUAUAUAUAUGAAAUCUCCUCAAUUUGAAAAUCUAAAAGAAUGUGUUGCUUACUCUUAUAAAGGAAUUAAUGAACAUUCAAGUACUGAAGAUAAAGAUAUUAGAAGUGCAAUGAUUUUAAAUCAAAGACAAAAUACAAAUGAUGUGGCAGAACUAGAACAUAUACAGAAAGAAAAAAAUAAUUAUUUAAUUUUAGCAUUAAAGUAUUACUUAAUCAUAUUACAACAAAGUGAAAAUUAUAAUUUAUUAAUAUUUAGAGUAAUAGCACUUUGGUUAGAUAACAUACACCAAAAAGAAAUUAAUAAUUUAUUGCAAGAAAAUUUAAAUAAAAUACCAUCUUUUAAAUUUAUUCCACUUGUGCCACAAUUAGCAGCACAUAUGAAUGAUGAUUUUAAUGAAUUUUCUGAAAAAAUAUAUUUUAUUAUGAAACGUUGUGCUUUAGAGCAUCCUCAUCAUACAUUACCAGUAUUAUUAGCAUUAAAAAAUUUAUAUGGUGAUUAUGAUUAUACUACAUUUAAAAAAGGUAAAAUUUUAGAACCAAGAGUUCUUGGAGCUCAAAGAUUAUUAAAAGAAUUAACAAAUUCAAAUUUAAUUCUACAAGAAAUGGAAAAAUUAUCACAUGCUUUAGUUAUGUUAGCCAAUCUUCCAACUACUUCAAAUAAAUCAGGUUGUAUAAUAAAAAUACCAAGAAAUCAAGAAAUUUUAAAAAUUAAAAAUUUUGAAAAUAUAUUUGUACCAACAUUGACAAUUAAUGUAAAACCAUAUAAAAAUUAUAGUAAUAUUAUUGGUAUUACUAAAUACAUAGAAACAUAUGAAACUGUUGGAGGUGUGAAUACUCCAAAAAAAUUAACUUGUAUUGGUACAGAUGGUAUACAAAGAUAUCAAUUAAUAAAAGGAAGAGAUGAUUUACGACAAGAUGCUGUAAUGCAACAAGUUUUUAAUGUAAUGAAUACAUUAUUAAAAUCUUAUAAAGAUACUAAACGUAGAAAAUUAACAAUUAGAACUUAUAAGGUUGUACCAUUAACACAAAGGUCAGGAAUACUUGAAUGGUGUGAUAAUACAACACCUAUAAUAAAUGUAUUAAUAGGUUCAAAUAAUAUACCAGGACUGCAUAAGAAAUACUAUCCUAACGACUAUACAGCAAAUUUUUGUAAAGAAAAAUUAGCUGCUGUAGGAAAAUCAUCAACUGAAGUAAAAUUGAAAGUAUUUAUGGACUGCUGUACUCAUAUGCAUCCAGUGAUGCAUCAUUUUUUUAUUGAAAAAUAUCCAUCACCUGAAACAUGGUUUGAACGCAGAUUAGCAUAUACCCGCAGCAUAGCAACAACAUCAAUGGCUGGAUAUAUUUUAGGAUUAGGAGAUAGACAUUUAAAUAAUAUCUUAAUUGAUCAAGCAACUGCUGAAGUAAUUCAUAUUGAUUUUGGUAUAGCAUUUGAACAGGGAAAAGUAUUACCAAUUCCUGAAACUAUUCCAUUUCGACUUACACAAAAUAUUGAAGUAGGAAUGGGGGUAUCUGGUGUAGAAGGUACAAUGAGACAUUGUUGUGAGAAAACAUUAACAGUAUUACGUGAUCAAAGACAAAUAAUUAUAACAUUACUUCAAGUUCUCUUAUAUGAUCCAUUAUUUAAAUGGAGUAUAACACCUGCUAAAGCACAUGAUAUACAAAGUGGAAUUUCAUCAAGAUUAAUUGAAAAUAAUCAAUAUUCUAUAGCAACUAAUAAAUCAGCAGAAAAAGCUCUUCUCAGAAUAGAACAAAAACUACAAGGUACUGAAGAAGGAUUAAUGUCAAGUGUGUCCGGUCAAGUUGAAAGACUCAUACAACAAGCUCAUGAUCCUAUAAAUCUUUGUCGUUUAUAUUAUGGAUGGCAACCAUAUUUAUAAUAUUUUAAUAAUUUCAUAAUAUUUAUAAAUGAAUACUUUUAUUUAUUAUUUAAAUUAGUUAUUAUUUUGCCAAAAUUUAUAAGAAUUCAA